This is a messenger RNA of Rubroshorea leprosula, 728 nucleotides long. Lineage: Eukaryota; Viridiplantae; Streptophyta; Magnoliopsida; Malvales; Dipterocarpaceae. The record is from the annotation of a GenBank genome assembly.
GUUAUAAAAGUUUUGAUUUUAACAAUGUUGACUUAUGUGGUUUUUUUUUUUUCAUAAAAAAUCAUAAAACAGCCUAGACAUGCUUCUGAGUUGUUUGUUUCAAGUGGAAGUCAAAGGGAAAGAAGUGGAAUGCAACACGAGUUUAGGGAGAUUGGGCCAACAAUUGAAGUUGGAGAAAGCUCAAAACAGGGGGGCAAGAGAAAUGAAAGACAUGAAAAUGGGAUCCAAAUUUCUGGGAAGAAGAAGAGAACCUCAAACAAACAGAAAAAUUAAGUCUACUGUAUGAUUUUGCUUAAGUCUAUUGUGGUAUUUUGUUGGAAUGUAUUUUGGUUUCUAGUCUAUUGUUUAUGUCUACCAUGGUUUUUGCUUAAGUUGGCACUGGUAUUUUGGUUAGAAUGUAUUCUAGUCUUUCUUUUAAAAAAAAUAUUUAUAGUGUUCUUUUAUUUAUGUAUGUAUAAUGCCACUGUGGUAUUCUAUCUUUUGUUAGAAUGUAUUAUGUUCAAGUAACAAUGUAUUCUGGUCUUUUGCUUAAAACUAGUAUUUUGGUUAGAAUGAAUUCUGGUUGUUUGUUUAAGUCUACUGUGUUCUUUUAUUUAUGUCUAAUAUCAUUGUAGUCUUUUGUUAGAAUGUAUUAUGUUCUUUUACAAUGUAUUAUGGUCUUUUGUUAGUUUGAUAUAUAGUAGACUUGCAAAGAAUGAGAAUGUACAAAAUAAACACUUUUCAUUUCU